CAAUAUGCCAAAUUCUGUUUACUAAAGAAAAAAACAUACGUGCCAUAAAUGCCAUGGGAAUGUCCGUUUUGGCCAAUCGUAUCUUCGGGGUUUACCUUUGAGAUGCACUGUCCCCUCCUAGUGCACUUACGCAUAUAAACCCACUUCUCCUAGACAACUCUCAGAAAACUUUGGAAAGGAACUUUCACCAUGCUCGACUCGUUGACAUUUAUCGUCGAGAAGCUAUCCCUUCUCUCCAACUUCAAACUUUUUGAGUUUAAAUUGACUGAUGGGAAACGCAAAGAGUCGGGAUGCCAAGAGCGAAAGACGCAUAGUCACGCGCCGUUGACUCUCCAGAGAGGGGACCUUUUGGAGGUGCCGAGAACUUUGUUCACGCACUUCGGUAUCUACUUGGGUGACAACAAAGUCGCGCACCUGAUCCCAGAUAUCAUGCCCGUGCUAACCAAUGAUAAGAUGAUCAUCAAAAAAGUUAUCACAAAUAAGAGACUCAUCAUGGGUUGCCUGUACAAGUGUGCCACGGUACGCGUGGACACCUUGGAGGACUUUGUGUAUGGCUCAAACAUAUUGGUGAAUCAUAUGGAUAGAAAAUGCAAUGCGCAACAACCGUUCCCAAAUGAAGAGGUUGCAGAAAGGGCAGAACAACUCGUCGGCACCAUCCCUUACAGUUUACUAUGGAAUAACUGUGAACAUUUUGUUACAUACUGCAGAUACGGUUCAGCGAAAAGUCAGCAAACGGAAAUGUUUUGUGAGUGCCUGAAAUCAAUCAUCCGAGACCAGAGGAGUGUCUUUCUCAGCGUUCUCCUGGGAAUGAUCUACAUCGUCUGCUUUGGCCUGGCGGCUUCAACUACGUUACCCACAAUCCUCAUCCCCUUCACUCUGUGGAUGGCCGGCUGAGCGGCCAAAGUUCAAAGCCUUCAAACAAUCCUAUGGACAUUUCAAUAGAAACUAUUUGGGAUGGUGUCUUUUCAUUGGUCCUUAUGAUGACAUUACUUGGCACCUCCCAACUCAUAUGCCUUUGGUAUAGGCCUAUAGUGGCAUAUCAUAUAAUAGGCCAUUGUUACAGCAAGCGCUACCAUUCAUUCACUUUUGAUUUGAUACUUGCCAGCCAAAAGUAAACAGAGGGCGAUGUAGUUGUAGGCCUAGCAAUUUACAUUUUAGUGUUCAUGUCAACACUUACUGUAUUGUAUGUAGGCCAUUAAGGCAUUAUAAAGGCCAUAUGAUCCCUCUGUGACCAAAGUAUCAUCCCUAUUUCCCCCCAAAAGAUUGGCUAAGGCACGUUUUCUACUUUUUAUCUUACUGUGUAAGUCAUUGUAGUCUAAUCUGUAAAUAAUUCAAUUUCUUCAAUGAUGAUACUCUUGUAUAAUUUGUAUAUAUAUACAUUCAGUUUGAAACUCUAAGAGUACUACGCUGAUUAAUACAAUACUUUUACCUAUGUGUUUUGAGAGCAGAUCAUUUCAUUUCGUACAAAUACAUUGUAAAUAUCAGAAAUGUUAAUAAAGAUAUUGGAAGUUA
Messenger RNA from Coregonus clupeaformis (lake whitefish), 1512 nucleotides. Its product is annotated as lecithin retinol acyltransferase. The record is from RefSeq and is a predicted model, not a curated record. The coding region runs from base 190 to 894 and encodes 234 amino acids. The transcript has 2 exons. Gene Ontology annotation, biological process: retinol metabolic process. Lineage: Eukaryota; Metazoa; Chordata; Actinopteri; Salmoniformes; Salmonidae. Gene Ontology annotation, molecular function: phosphatidylcholine-retinol O-acyltransferase activity.